AUGGCUGUCGCUGCACCUGACGGGUCAAACCAAUAACCUCUGACAAAGGUGUCUAAUGCGAAAAGAAAUUAACGGCAGCGCAUGACUGAGAUAGGUCGGAUAUUAUACAGCUCCGGCCUGAUGGUCUGUUUCGUGAGCUUGUCGCGGAUUGAGAUUGCAGUUGCGAGUACGGCUGAAGCCUUUUUCCCAGGGCCCCGGCUGGAGACUAACCCCAAAUUUGAGAUGCAUUGGCCCACUGACUCCACAGGGCCCUGCUCUCCCGCAGGAUACAUAAACUCUGCCUGCCGGGCAAAGUUCCUUCUUCUCAGUUCUCACAGGACGAUUCCUCCGCCCUGCAAGUCCCACUCGGCUUUGGAAUUACCAUGCAGCUUCUGCUCAUUUUUGUGAGCCACCAAUGUUCCCCACCGUGGCGGUAGCAGGACGCUUUACAGUCCUCUCGAGACUUGCGAUGUUGGAUCGACCUGGUCCACAUCUGGUGUCGCCGGGGAAAAUCGGAUGUAUCGACGACUGCGCUGUGACCAGUUGACGUCCGUCGGCCAAUUGCUAAGUCAUGACGUGCGCGGCAGAUUUCUCCCACCAAUA
This is a messenger RNA of Aspergillus ibericus CBS 121593, 582 nucleotides long. RefSeq lists its product as uncharacterized. Bases 82 to 387 code for a protein of 101 amino acids. The transcript has a single exon. NCBI's taxonomy places the organism in Eukaryota, Fungi, Ascomycota, Eurotiomycetes, Eurotiales, Aspergillaceae. The record is from RefSeq and is a predicted model, not a curated record.